Molecule: messenger RNA, 1569 nt
Organism: Dermacentor silvarum
Lineage: Eukaryota; Metazoa; Arthropoda; Arachnida; Ixodida; Ixodidae
Product: ionotropic receptor 93a-like
Exons: 5
Coding region: 66-1211 (381 amino acids)
Cellular component (GO): membrane
Molecular function (GO): ligand-gated monoatomic ion channel activity
Source: RefSeq, a predicted model, not a curated record
CUUCCCUAAUUUCCUGUCUCACCCACAGCGAAGCGGUGGUGUCGUCGUACAGCGCAUGCGUAUAAAUGUAUGUCACGACCGCAUGCAGAGCACAUGAAUGGGUGAAAAACCGGCUUUUGCCGCAUGCGCGCGCUUGUUGUUUUGGUCAUCCGCAGGAAGUGGACCUGGCGGUGAGUGCCUCCUUCCAGACUCCCUACCGCGAGGAAGUACUGGACUACGCGCACUACUACUACAUCCAAGUGGUCAAGUUCAUCGUGCGGGCGCCGGCCGAGAAGCCGCGAGCCCUCGUCAUCGUCCGGCCUUUCGCCGUCGAGGUGUGGCUCGGCGUGCUGGUUGCCUACCUGGUGUCCUUGGUGCUGCUGCUGGCGGUGAUGCGCUUCGAACGCCGCCACGAUCGAACCGGGAAACUGCGCUUCUUGCCGACCGGGGACGUCGCCCUGUCACUCUACUUGGGCGUCAUUUGGCAAGGCUGUGACUGGCGCUUCUCGGGCAGCCCGACGCGGCGCCUGGUGGCCGCCGGCUGGUGGCUGCUGUGCACAGUCAUCUCGUGCGCCUACUGCAGCCUGCUCAUCUCGUUCAUGAGCCACCCGGGCAUGGAACAGGCUCUGGACACGCUGCCCAGGCUGCGCCGGGAGCUCCUCGCGGACCGCAUAUUCGUCGGCACCACGCGCCACACCGAGAUGGAGCUCGCCUUCACUAGCGCCAAGGCGGGCAUCAUGCGCGACAUCGGACGCCAGAUGCUGGAGCAUCCCCAACGCACCCUGGUGGCGACAGAGCGCGAGGGUUACCGCCGGUGCCUGCGCUCCCGCUACGCCUACAUGUUCCCGGAGACCGUGCUCAAGGUGGAGGAGGCCCGCACGGACGGCCGCCUGCUGGUCUCCCGAGACGCCUUCUACCACGCCAUGGCCGUGUACACUUUCCCCAAGGGGUCGCCGCAUGUGGCCACCUUCAGCUACGGAAUGAAGAAUUUCAUGUUCAUGGGCCUCGUCGAGAAGUGGCUGAACGACUUCUUGUGGCAGCUCCGCAUGAACACUAGGCGUGCUGAAACCGGGGAAAACGCAGAGCGACCCAUCAGUGUCGUUGAUCUGCAAGGAGCAUUCUUCGUUCUUGUCAUGGGAUACACCAGCGGACUGCUUGCGCUACUGACUGAGUCAUGCUGCGUGUUUCUUGCCAGGCUAUCCGCGAAGACCAUUAGACCGCGCCGUUCGUGAAAUCUCUCCGAGAUCACGUGCUAAAGAAUCUACGAGCCAUUGAGAGAUAACGUUACGCUUCUUUUCUUGCUAUGUCAGCGACGCGCGCGUAGCUAGUUGCACAACCGCACCUUUCUAACUGCGUACCGUACGUAGAGGCAUAGAGCGGUCUGUGGAAUCGCACGCACCCGCAUUAAGUUGUUGGCGAAGUGAGGCGAGAGAGCAACACCCUCCGUUGGGAGCACAAUCAAGACAACAACCUGUUUUCCACCAGCUGGCACAGACAGCGGUAUAUCACAGAUAAAAAACUGUUGAUCUACAUGAGCUGUCUGUCUCUCUUCCUCCUCGACGAGAUAUUCUCGCCAUCGUUAUACUUCUU